CAGGGGGCGAACGAUAUGAAAACAACUGACGUCACUUCCUCUCUCGGAGAACAACAAUGGCGUCCUCCACGAAAGGCAGCAGCGUGAGGGAAACGCAGAAAGAAACGAGGUUUAAAAAGACGGCAGAACCAGUGGCCGAUGCGGAGCUGCUGACGGUCCCGGAGGGAUGGAAGGAGCCCGGCUUCACGAAGGACGACAACCCGCGCGGGCUGCUGGAGGAGAGCAGCUUCGCCACGCUCUUCCCCAAGUAUCGGGAGGCUUACCUGAAGGAGUGCUGGCCGCUGGUGGAGAAGGCGCUGGGGGAGACGCAUAUCAAAGGCACACUGGACCUGAUUGAGGGUAGUGUGACGGUCAGCACCACCAAGAAGACCUUUGACCCCUACGCCAUCGUCAGGGCCCGCGACCUCAUCAAGCUGCUGGCCCGUAGCGUGCCGUUCGAACAGGCGGUCCGCAUCCUGCAGGACGACGUGGCCUGUGACAUCAUCAAAGUGGGCACCGUGGUCCGCAACAGAGAGCGCUUUGUGAAGCGACGACAGAGACUCAUCGGCCCCAAAGGAUCCACUCUGAAGGCUCUGGAGCUGCUCACAAACUGCUACGUCAUGGUCCAGGGGAACACGGUGUCAGCGCUGGGUCCUUUCAGCGGCCUCAAGGAGGUGCGUAAGGUCGUCAUGGAUACCAUGAAGAACAUCCACCCCAUCUACAACAUCAAGGCCCUGAUGAUCAAGCAGGAGCUGUCCCGGGACGCUGAGCUGAAGAACCAGAGCUGGGAGCGCUUCCUUCCACGGUUCCGUCAGAAGAACGUCUCCAAGAGACGAGAACCUCAGAAGAAGAGCAAGAAGAAGGAGUACACGCCCUUCCCCCCACAGCCCCCAGAGAGCAAGGUCGACCGGGAGCUGGCCAGCGGCGAGUUCUUCCUCCAGGAGACGGAGAAGAAAAGAAUGAAGCUGCAAGAGGUCAAGGCUAAGCAGGCUGAGCAGGUCUCCAAGAGGCAGGAGGAGAGAAAGAAGGCGUUUAUUCCUCCCAAGGAGAAGGUCUUUGUCCAGAAGAGCCUCCCUAAAGAAGAGAAGCUGGACAUCGAAGCCCUGAAGGUAAAGGUGAAGAAGGCCAAAACCAAGAAGCUCGGAGCCCCGCCCAUUCCGGCCCCGCCCACACCACUCGACAAGAAGAAGAAGAAGAAGAAAAGGGGGGAGUUGUAGGUCAGGCCCUAAUGCUGGGGUCUGGAAAUUAUGAUGUCACAUUUGUGAUGAAACAAACUGUCACCAGUUGUGCUUGAGACCAAGAACAGAACAUCUCCUGCACCUCCAGCUCCUCCUCCUCCCUAUCCAGCUCCUCCUCCUCCCUAUCCAGCUCCUCCUCCUCUUGAUGUGUUUUUAUGUACAGAUUUUUGUAUUGUUACGGGAGAAGGGUAUAAACAAAGUAUUGAAAACAUUUCUCUGAGAAAAAACA
Molecule: messenger RNA, 1446 nt
Organism: Gadus morhua (Atlantic cod)
Lineage: Eukaryota; Metazoa; Chordata; Actinopteri; Gadiformes; Gadidae
Gene: krr1
Product: KRR1 small subunit processome component homolog
Exons: 10
Coding region: 57-1196 (379 amino acids)
Cellular component (GO): small-subunit processome; nucleolus
Molecular function (GO): RNA binding
Source: RefSeq, a predicted model, not a curated record